GCGCUGCUCGCCCAGUCCAGGGGCCCGAGCCCGCUCCCAGCCCGAGCUGCGCACUGGCCAGGCCAGGCAAGUGCCCUGGGCUUGGCAUGACGACCCCGGGGCGCCGAGGGCGGGGCUGAAGCCCAGUGCGGUGGUGGAGGGCGGACAGAAUGACGGAGAACAUGAAGGAGUGCCUGUCGCAGACCAAGGCUGCGGUGGGGGACAUGGUGACGGUGGUGAAGACAGAGGUCUGCUCCCCACUCCUCGACCAGCAGUAUGGCCAGCCCUGCUCUAGGAGACCAGACCCAUCCGCCAUGGACGUCGAGCCCAAGAAACUGAAGGGGAAGCGUGACCUCAUCAUGCCCAAGAGCUUCCAGCAAGUGGAUUUCUGGUUCUGUGAGUCCUGCCAGGAGUACUUUGUGGAUGAGUGCCCAAACCAUGGCCCCCCGGUGUUUGUGUCGGAUACCCCGGUGCCCAUGGGCAUCCCAGACCGGGCGGCCCUCACCAUCCCCCAGGGCAUGGAGGUGGUCAAGGAGGCCAGUGGCGAGAACGACGUGCGGUGCAUCAGCGAGGUCAUCCCCAAGGGGCACAUCUUCGGCCCGUACGAGGGACAGAUCUCCACGCAGGACAAGUCGGCUGGCUUCUUCUCCUGGCUGAUCGUGGACAAGAACAACCGCUACAAGUCCAUAGAUGGGUCAGACGAGACUAAAGCCAACUGGAUGAGGUACGUGGUCAUCUGCCGAGAGGAGAGGGAGCAGAACCUGCUGGCGUUCCAACACAGCGAGCACAUCUACUUCCGAGCAUGCAGGGACAUCCGGCCCGGGGAGCGGCUGCGGGUCUGGUACGGCCAGGACUACAUGAAGCGUCUGCACAGCAUGUCCCAGGAGACCAUCCACCGCAACCUGACCCGAGGAGAGAAGAGGUUGCAGAGGGAGAAGUCUGAGCAGGCUCUGGAGAGCCCAGAAGACCUGAGGGGCUCCAUGCAGCUCCCCAUGUUGAGACAGGGCAAGAGUCCCUACAAGCGUGGUUUUGACGAAGGGGACACGCCCCCCCAGGCCAAGAAGAAGAAAAUUGACCUCAUCUUCAAGGACGUACUGGAGGCCUCCUUGGAAUCGGCCAAGGUCGAAGCCCACCAGUUGGCCCUGAGCACCUCCCUGGUCAUCCGGAAGGUUCCCAAGUACCAGGACGAUGCCUACCAUCGGUGUGCGUCGACCGCGUCCCAUGGCGCCCAGAACGUCAGCCGGACCCAGGGGGAAGGGGCCUGGACGCUCCCCCAGGGGGCUUGCAAGGAACCAGGCCCCCUGGGGGAGGAAGAGGAGGAGCCUUCAUCAUUCAAGGCCGACAGUCCCGCCGAGGCCUCCCUGGCAUCUGACCCGCAGGAGCUCCCCACCACCUCCUUCUGCCCCAACUGUAUCCGCCUCAAGAAGAAGGUGCGGGAACUCCAGGCAGAACUAGACAUGCUUAAGUCCCGGAAGCUCCCAGAGCCCCCUGUAUUGCCACCCCAGGUACUGGAGUUCCCAGAAUUCUCAGACCCGGCAGCCUCUGAGAGCAUGGUGUCCGGGCCCGCCAUCACGGAGGACGAGGACCAGGAGGUGGAUUCGGCCGACGAGUCCGUCUCCAACGACCUGCUGGCGUCGGCCGAUGAGCCCUCCAAGCUGUCCUCGGCCGGCGGCCGCAGGAUCCGGCGCUUCAAGCAGGAGUGGCUGAAGAAGUUCUGGUUCCUGCGCUACUCGCCGACGCUCAACGAGAUGUGGUGCCACGUGUGCCGGCAGUACACGGUGCAGUCCUCCCGGACAUCGGCAUUCAUCAUCGGCUCCAAGCAGUUCAAGAUUCACACCAUCAAGCUGCACAGCCAGAGCAACCUGCACAAGAAGUGCCUGCAGCUCUACAAGCUGCGCAUGCACCCCGAGAAGACCGAGGAGAUGUGCCGCAACAUGACGCUGCUCUUCAACACCGCCUACCACCUGGCCCUCGAGGGCAGGCCCUACCUGGACUUCCGGCCCCUGGCCGAGCUGCUGAGGAAGUGCGAGCUCAAGGUGGUGGACCAGUACAUGAACGAGGGGGACUGUCAGAUCCUCACCCACCACAUCGCCCGGGCGCUGCGGGAAGACCUGGUGGAGCGCCUGCGCCAGUCACCCUGCCUCAGCAUCAUCCUGGACGGCCAGAGCGAGGACCUGCUGGCCGACACCGUGGCCGUCUAUGUGCAGUACACGAGCAGCGACGGGCCGCCGGCCACCGAGUUCCUGUCCCUGCAGGAGCUCGGCUUCUCCGGCUCGGAGAGCUACCUGCAGGCGCUGGACCGGGCCUUCUCCACCCUGGGCAUCCGCCUGCCGGACGAGAAGCCCACCGUCGGCCUGGGAGUGGACGGGGCCCAUGUCACGGCCGGCCUGCGCGCCAGCCUGUUCAUGACCAUCCGCAAGACGCUGCCCUGGCUGCUGUGCCUGCCCUUCAUGGUGCACCGGCCUCACCUGGAGGUGCUGGACGCCAUCAGCGGGAAGGAGCUGCCGUGCUUGGAGGAGCUGGAGAACAACCUGAAGCAGCUGCUGAGCUUCUACCGCUACUCGCCCCGCCUGCUGGGGGAGCUGCGAGCCACUGCCUCCACCCUCUGCGAGGAGACCGAGUUCCUGGGGGACAUCCGGGCCGUGAAGUGGAUCAUCGGCGAGCAGAACGUCCUCAACGCCCUCAUCAAGGACUACCUGGAGGUGGUGGCCCACCUCAGGGACAUCAGCAGCCAGACCCAGCGGGCGGAUGCCUCAGCCAUCGCCCUGGCCCUGCUGCAGUUCCUCAUGGACUACCAGUCCAUUAAGCUCAUCUACUUCCUGCUGGACGUGACCGCCGUGCUCUCCCGCCUGGCCUACGUCUUCCAGGGUGAGUACCUGCUGGUGUCCCAGGUGGACGACAGGAUCGAGGAGGCCAUCCAGGAGGUCAGCCGGCUGGCCGACUCCCCGGGCGAGUACCUGCAGGAGUUUGAGGAGAACUUCCGCGAGAGCUUCAACGGCAUCGCCACCAAGAACCUGCGGGUGGCCGAGGCCAAGUUCCAGUCUAUCCGGGAGAAGAUCUGCCAGAAGACCCAGGUGAUCCUGGCCCAGCGGUUUGACUCCCGCAGCCGGGUCUUCGUGAAGGCCUGCCAGGUGUUCGACCUGGCUGCCUGGCCCAGGAGCAGCGAGGAGCUCGUGAGUUAUGGCAGGGAGGACGUGGUCCAGAUCCUCGACCACUUGCAGGCCAUCCCCGCCUUUUCCCGGGACAUGUGCCGGGAGGGACUGGACCCCCGGGGGAGCCUGCUCAUGGAGUGGGGGGAACUCAAGGCGGAUUACUACACCAAAAACGGUUUCAAGGACCUGAUCGGCCACAUCUGCAAAUACAGGCAGAGGUUUCCGAUCCUGAACAAGAUCACCCAGGUCCUGAAAGUCCUCCCCACGUCCACCGCCUGUUGCGAGAAGGGCCGCAGCGCCCUCCAGCGGGUGCGCAAACACCACCGCUCCCGCCUGACCCUGGAGCAGCUCAGCGACUUGCUGACCAUCGCCGUCAACGGGCCGCCCAUCGCCAGUUUCGACGCCAAGCGAGCCUUGGACAGCUGGUUCGAGGAGAAGUCUGGUAACAGCUACACGCUCUCCACCGAGGUCCUCAGCAGAAUGACCGCCCUGGAGCCGAAGCCGGCGCUCCAGGCCGCGGACCAGGGCCCCGAGUUUUACCCCGACAUCUAGGGCGCACGCGCAGCAUGCCCCAGGGGCCGCUGAGUAUUUUUUUUAACCUACACUCCUAAGCUUUGAUAUAUUCUAUAAAUAUAAAUAUUAUAUAAAGACAUAUACAAAUAUCGACGCACACGUACACAUCCCCACUGAAAAUUAUUUUUAAACAGCGAGGCGGCUCACCUCCGUCCAUGCAACUGGGAGCUUUCAGAAAGGAAGGUCGUGGAAGCAAGCUCCCAUCCACACAUCCCAGGCAGCUUCGACACAGGCGGCCACAGCCUGGGGCCACGCGAGCAUCCCCACCCGGCAGCCAAGCGACCGCAGCAUCAGCUAACAUGGCAGGUGUCUGAGGUCACCUCUCUGUAGUGGCUCUCUUGUUCCUGUGGACGUGCAGGGUGGUGGUAGCGGUGGUAGUUGUUACGUUCUUGCCUUUGGUUUGGCUGUCUGGUUUCGUGGCGGUGGAGGGAGUACUUCGUGGCCGCUCCACCAGCCGUGUGGCGGAGCUCCGUCAGCUGUUUGCUGGGAGCCAGGGUGGGUGGCCUUCUUGGGUGGGGGUGUUCAGCUUGAGCCAGGGUUCCUUCUCUGUCUUAGAAAUGACCCUCAACCAAACUGUGACCCCAUUACUCUCCAACUCGGUCCCCUCUCCCUUCCCUAGGCGAUCAGUCCCCUCCUUCCCGCUCCCCACCACAUACAGCCUGUGAUACCGAAGGCUGAUUUGCUAUGGCGCUGAGCUGGAAACCCCACCACCACCACCCCACCCCCCCAGGGAGGAGAAAGGAGUGAGCUUCGUGCAUUCCCCUUUUGGUUUGCUUCCAUCCUUCUUUUUGUCUUUUUGGUGAGGGGAAGGGGGAGUAGGGAAGGAGAAAAAAGGCAUUGAGACCCAGGCCUGUUGGGGACAUGAAGUGGCAAGAAACUCAGCUCCCAAGAGCUCAGUGAUUUGGGGCUUAAAAAAAAGAAAAGGAAAAAAGGUUAGACGAGAAGUAUAUACCCAAUUUACAUGACUUAUUUAUAUUCUAUCUUUAUAAUCAUAUCUUGUGUUGGGGGUGGUGGUCAUGUUUCCUUCAGUAAUCGAGAUGCGGCCUGCGAUCGUUCCGGGGUAGGCAGGUGUCCCAGCAAGCUGGGACUGGGGGGAUGUGUCCCUGGAGUGAGAGUCUCUAGGUUGUAGAGGCCGACACACAGUCUGCAGCCUGUCAGGAAGGCUGUAGAAGCUAGGUGCAGUGUCUUUGUGCCCGGGAGCACGGGCUUCUUGUGUUGAACAGGGUAGAGACAUCCUAAAGGGCAGAAGAAAAACAAGACAGGUUAAAGGGGACUUUCAAGGCAUGAGCUUGCACACGCACACACAUACCCAGACACAAAACCAUGAUAUAAGCUUUAGAAAUAGCUACUUGUCUGCUCCCUGGGCCAAGUAGCGGUUUAAAGGAGUAUGCUCAGCACUCUUUGGUUCAUCUGUCUACCGGUAUACCUCACAGGGGAGUUUUAAACACACACACACACACACACACACACACACACACACACACACACACACGUGAGCUGUUAACAAAACAAAAACUGUACCUGUUUCUACAUUUGGUCUAUGCAUCUUUUCUGUGCAGACAGCGUGGAACAUGGCUACAA
Messenger RNA from Echinops telfairi (small Madagascar hedgehog), 5285 nucleotides. It is a transcript of the gene PRDM11, whose product is annotated as PR/SET domain 11. The record is from RefSeq and is a predicted model, not a curated record. Lineage: Eukaryota; Metazoa; Chordata; Mammalia; Afrosoricida; Tenrecidae. Gene Ontology annotation, molecular function: protein binding. The transcript is spliced from 8 exons. The coding region runs from base 150 to 3683 and encodes 1177 amino acids.